Messenger RNA from Phyllostomus discolor (pale spear-nosed bat), 2559 nucleotides. It is a transcript of the gene BCO1, whose product is annotated as beta-carotene oxygenase 1. The coding region runs from base 498 to 2138 and encodes 546 amino acids. NCBI's taxonomy places the organism in Eukaryota, Metazoa, Chordata, Mammalia, Chiroptera, Phyllostomidae. The record is from RefSeq and is a predicted model, not a curated record. Gene Ontology annotation, biological process: retinal metabolic process; carotene catabolic process. Gene Ontology annotation, molecular function: carotenoid dioxygenase activity; beta-carotene 15,15'-dioxygenase activity. The transcript has 11 exons.
UAAUUCCAGUGUCUUUUUUUUUUUUUCCUUCAAGGCAAUACGAGCGCUCCUCAUUGACUUCAGGUGUCUUUGAUGGCCCUGACCGUCUGUCUUCUGAUUACAAACCACUUCCACCUCCUGGUUGGAUUUUUCCUGACAGCCCGCCAAAGCAGAAUGCACCGCUAAAGCUCUCCCCAACCUCAGCCCAGCAGGAAACUAUGAAGCUUUUCUCGGUUAAACCAAAAGUGACAUUGGAAAGGAAGAGACAAUAAGAGGAUUAAAGUUUAACCAGAACAUGCGGCUGGGAAAUUGACCUUUGACCAAACAUAAUUAAUCCUGGUGCAGCUUCUCCUUGGAAUGUGAAGAAAUACCGGGCCGUCAGAGGGGGGAAAGCAGAGUGGCACCAGGAGGGAGCGGGAGAGCAUGAAGGAGAGGAAAGGAGGAGCGGAGGAGCAGUUGCCUUGAAGACGGAGGCGGGUCUGUUCACUGUCACAGCACUCCCUCGUGGCGCCUGAGUGAUGGACGUAAUAUUUGGCAGAAAUAAGAAAGAACAAGUGGAGCCUGUGAGGGCCAAAGUGAGAGGCAAGAUUCCAACAUGGCUUCAGGGAAUCCUGCUGCGCAAUGGGCCUGGGAUGCACACAGUGGGGGAGACCAGCUACAACCAUUGGUUUGACGGCCUGGCCUUGCUCCACAGCUUCACCAUCAGAGAUGGUGAAGUCUAUUACAGGAGCAAAUACCUGAGGAGUGACACCUACAACGCCAAUAUCGAGGCAAACAGGAUUGUGGUGUCAGAGUUUGGAACAAUGGCCUAUCCAGACCCCUGCAAAAACAUAUUUUCCAAAGCUUUCUCCUACCUGUCCCACACCAUCCCAGAUUUCACAGACAACUGCCUGAUUAACAUCAUAAAGUGUGGACGAGACUUCUAUGCAACCACAGAGACCAAUUACAUCAGGAAAAUCGACCCACAGACUCUGGAAACUCUGGAAAAGGUUGAUUAUCGAAAAUAUGUGGCUAUAAAUCUGGCAACAGCGCAUCCUCAUUACGAUUCAGCUGGAAAUGUUCUCAACAUGGGCACCUCCAUUGUGGACAAAGGGAAGACGAAAUACGUGAUCUUUAAGAUCCCUGCCGCAGUACCGGACAGGACAAAGGAGAAGAGCCCCCUGAAGCACACGGAGGUGCUCUGCUCCAUCCACUCCCGCUCCCUUCUCAGCCCGAGCUACUACCACAGCUUCGGGAUCACCGAGAACUACAUCGUUUUUCUUGAGCAGCCCUUCAAGUUGGAUAUUCUCAAGCUGGCAACUGCGUACAUCCGGGGAGUGAACUGGGCUUCCUGCCUAACUUUCCACAAGGAGGAGAAGACUCACAUUCACGUCGUCGACCGAAGGACCGGGAAGCCCGUGUCCACCAAGUUUUACACGGACCCCAUGGUGGUCUUCCACCACGUCAAUGCCUACGAAGAGGACGGCUGUCUCCUGUUCGACGCCAUUGCCUACGAGGACAGCAGCCUCUACCAGUGUUUCUACUUGGCCCACUUAAAGAACAACUCUGAAGAGAAUUCCGUGGUCACCUGUGUAUCCGCCCUCAAGAGGUUCGCUGUGCCCCUCUGCGUGGACAAGAAUGCAGAAGUAGGCUCAGAUUUAGUCAAACUGGCAUCUACGACAGCAAGAGCCCUGAAGGAGAAAGAUGACCAAGUCUACUGCCAGCCUGAGUUGCUUUGUGAAGGCUUAGAACUGCCUCAGAUCAAUUAUGCUCACAACGGGAAGCGAUACCGGUAUGUCUUUGCUGCUGAAAUUCAAAGGAGUCCCAUCCCAAACAAGAUGAUCAAAUAUGACAUUCUCACAAAGUCGUCCCUAAAAUGGGAAGAGGAGCACUACUGGCCGGCGGAACCCCUGUUUGUGCCCACGCCAGGCGCCAAAGACGAGGAUGAUGGAAUUAUCUUAUCAGCCAUCAUCUCCUCUGAUCCCCAAAAGCCACCUUUUCUGCUUGUUCUGGAUGCCAAAAGUUUUACGGAACUGGCUCGCGCAUAUGUAGAUGUAGACAUGCACCUGGAUCUCCACGGGUUAUUCAUCCCAGACGCAGACUUGGACCUGAGCAAACGGGCCCCUCCCCAGGACGCCCAGGACGGGGCCUCAGAGCCCUGCGUGGCCUCCCAGACCUGACAGGCUUGGACGGCCCCGCCGGCGGGCUCCCGCAGAACACAGGUGUGAUCCCUCCCGUAACCCUUGUUGGAAAGUUGAUCAAGUAUUGUUAAUCGGCUCUAGCACUUCUGGGAAAGACCUUUUCCUGUAAAGACCACAAUCGUGAAUCAGAACUUACGUUGUCACAUAUUCAUCGUUCUUAGAAGGAGCAACCACCGGCAGAGGAGAGAUAGACGAACAUGCAUCAUUGCUCCUCCCUCCCUCCCCUUUGCUCUCUUCCCUCUCUCCGUUCUUCCCGGUGGACUAGACUGUGCGCCUGGGAGCCCUGGCUUUCUCAGCCAUGCCCUGUUAGCGAAUUAUGUGGCCAGCCCUUUGUGGUCAUUCCAUGCAACGCAUGACGUGAUAUAAAAUAAUAAAAACUUGAAAGUCUGUUCCAACCUUA